Molecule: messenger RNA, 671 nt
Organism: Thalassophryne amazonica
Lineage: Eukaryota; Metazoa; Chordata; Actinopteri; Batrachoidiformes; Batrachoididae
Gene: vopp1b
Product: VOPP1 WW domain binding protein
Exons: 5
Coding region: 79-606 (175 amino acids)
Cellular component (GO): cytoplasmic vesicle membrane
Source: RefSeq, a predicted model, not a curated record
GCAGCGGGAUGAGCUCGGCGUGGCGCUGAGGGAGCCUGGUUUCGUGUCUGUGGAUGUGUCUGUGCUGCCGGCGGAGACAUGCGGAGCGCUGUGGCCGAGUCCGUGCUGGCGGUGUGUCUGUGGGCGGAGUACGUCGAAGCCAAAAAGUACUGCUGGUAUUUUGAGGGUGGAUACCCUACUUACUUCAUAUGUCGUUCAUAUGAGGACUGCUGUGGAACUCGCUGCUGUGUGAGAGCCCUGUCUAUCCAGAGACUAUGGUACUUCUGGAUGCUGUUGAUGAUGGGAGUAUUGUUUUGCUGCGGUGCUGGAUUCUUCCUCCGUAGAAGGAUGUAUCCAUCUCCUAUGAGAGACGAAUCAGCUUUCAACGUCAUCUUCACCAGACAGCCUGUCACAUCACCAGUUUCCCAGCAGCCAGGAAGCAUGCAGGGCUUUGGAAUGAACGGGACAGCGAGUAUCGAUCAGGGCAUCGCCAUGAUGCACCCUGUGUAUCCAGCACAGCCUGGCUCCGCCCACAUGAUGAUGACCUCUUAUCCUCCUCCGCCAUCUUACUGUAAUCAUCCUCCUCCACCCUAUGAACAAAUAUUUCAAAACAGUGACAAGAAGUAACAUGUCCAAGUUGAAUGAAGGACGAUAACAAGAAGAGCAGGUGGGCAGAACAGAAAGAAGGACAA